AUGGAGAUAGAGAAUAAGGCAGAUACAGUUGACAAAGGUGUGUUGAAACAACGCACCGACUACACUACCGCCAGACUGACUUUUGAUAUAGACCUGAACAUCCUCAUCCCAACGAGAGAGGACUGGGAAGAUUACCCAGGAACAGUAAGUAACUCGAUCUUCACGGACGGGUCCGUAAAAGACGAUCGGACGGGAGCUGAAGUAUACUCUGAAGUUCUGGGAAUAAGGGAAUCCUUGAGGCUUAGAAAUGGCUGCAACAUACUGCAGGCCGAGUUGCGGGUAAUAGAACGAGCCGCGCAGCUAAUCCGAUGCAGAGAUGAAACGGCGCGUGACAUCACAAUCUACACAGAUAGCCAAGCGGCUCUGAGAUCACUAUCGUCUACGGCAGAGAGAUCUAGGUCAGUGGUGAGCUGUUGCGAAGCCCUGUCAUGGAUUCGUGACCGAAAGGUUGGGCUCUGCUGGAUACCUGGACACAGCAAUGUAGAAGGGAAUCAAAUGGCAGGCAAACUAGCCAAAUUGGGAACGACCAGGAGCGGGGACGAAGCGAUAGGCUUGCCACUACCACCGAUCAAAUUGCUGAGAGACAUGAUAGAUAGAACAUUAGAGGAAGAGCACGGCAAGAGAUGGAGUAAUAGAGAUGACUGUGUCAUCUCACGCUCCUUGUGGCCGGUGCUACAGAAGAGAAAGACAACAGAACUGCUAGGCUAUGGGAAAGCCUCGAUCCGAAGGGUCGUAGCAGUGAUUACCGGUCACUGCACAGUAGGCUCUAGACUCGGGAAAAUGGGUAUCAGAACCGUCGAUCUCUGUGCAGAAUGCAGUGAAAGGGAAGAGACAAACGUCGAAACAUUGGAAUGUCUGGAAGAAGCAGCGGAGCUGGGUGUUGAGGACCUGAAUCACUUCAUUACAAACUGA
Diorhabda carinulata is the source of this 912-nucleotide messenger RNA. RefSeq lists its product as uncharacterized. The record is from RefSeq and is a predicted model, not a curated record. NCBI's taxonomy places the organism in Eukaryota, Metazoa, Arthropoda, Insecta, Coleoptera, Chrysomelidae. Gene Ontology annotation, molecular function: RNA-DNA hybrid ribonuclease activity; nucleic acid binding. The transcript has a single exon. The coding region runs from base 1 to 912 and encodes 303 amino acids.